UCAAAAAAACUUUCCCAUGUCUACACUAUAACCACGUUGCUACUUUGUAAACCCAUCACCCCAAAAUUCUUCUCCUUCGUCUUCUUCUUCUUCUUCUUCUUCUCUCGUAUCUCUCUCUCCCUCUGCAACUCCUCGUUGCAUAAUCACUCUCAUGAAACACCAUCUCUAGAUAUUAAACAAGUGUUGUUUAUUUUUCUUUUCAAGAUUCUCAUACUCUCGAGAAAAUGCAGUGUCUAUCACUUCUUGUUUCUUCCUCCUUCUUCUUCCUAUUCUUCAUCAGCUUAUCCUCUUCGUUAAACCCCGAUGGUUUGUCACUUCUUGCUCUCAAAUCUGCCGUCUCGAAAGACCCGACCCGUGUCUUGACUUCCUGGUCCGAGUCCGACCCGACUCCAUGCCACUGGCCUGGUAUCAUCUGCUCUCACGGCCGAGUCACCUCACUCGUACUCUCCGGCAGAAGGCUGUCUGGUUACAUACCCUCCGAACUCGGACUACUAGACUCCCUCCUAAAACUCGACCUCGCUCGCAACAACUUCUCAAAACCCGUUCCGUCUCGCCUCUUCAACGCCGUCAAUCUCCGUUUCAUCGAUCUCUCUCACAACUCAAUCUCCGGCCAAAUUCCGGCCCAAAUACAAGCCCUCAAGAAUCUCACCCACAUUGAUUUCUCCUCCAAUCUCCUUAACGGGUCACUCCCUGAGUCACUCACUCAACUCGGAAGCUUGGUCGGCACGCUCAACCUCUCUUACAACAGAUUCUCCGGCGAAAUUCCGCCGUCGUAUGGACGGUUUCCGGUAUUCGUGAGCUUAGAUCUCGGCCACAAUAAUCUCACCGGAAAAAUACCUCAGAUUGGGUCUCUGUUAAACCAAGGACCAACCGCUUUCGCCGGGAACUCUGAUCUCUGUGGCUUUCCGCUACAGAAGCUGUGCAAAGAAGAAAGUUCAAAUCCUAGUAAGCUCGUCGCUCCAAAACCAGAAGGCUCGCAACUACUCCCGAAGAAACCAAACCCUAGUUUCAUCGACAAGGACGGAAGAAAGGCUAAACGGGUCACCGGAUCAGUAACGGUUUCUCUCAUAUCCGGAGUCUCAAUCGUAAUCGGAGCUGUUUCUAUCUCCGUAUGGCUGAUCCGGAGAAAACUGACCUCCGGCGAGAGCAAGUCGGAGAAAAAGAGCACGGCUGCGCCAAUGGGGUUCGAUGAGGAGGAGGAGGAGGAAGGUAAAUUCGUGGUGAUGGACGAAGGAUUCGAGAUGGAGCUGGAGGAUUUGCUGAGAGCGUCGGCUUACGUAGUGGGAAAGAGCAGAAGUGGGAUCGUGUACAGAGUAGUAGCCGGAAUGGGGUCCGGUACGGUGGCGGCAACGUUUUCGUCAUCCACAGUGGUUGCUGUGAGAAGGCUGAGUGACGGAGACGCCACGUGGCGGCGGAAAGAUUUCGAAAACGAAGUGGAGGCUAUAGGUAGAGUCCAACACCCAAACAUCGUACGGGUACGAGCUUAUUACUAUGCUGAGGACGAGAGGCUCUUGAUCACUGAUUACAUACGCAACGGGAGCUUGUACUCUGCCUUACAUGGUGGACCGUCGAGUACUCUGCCUCCACUCUCUUGGCCUGAAAGGUUACGUAUUGCACAAGGAACAGCUCGUGGUUUGAUGUAUAUACACGAGUAUAGCCCGAGAAAGUACGUUCAUGGCAACCUAAAAUUAACCAAAAUCCUGCUCGAUGAUGAAUUACACCCUCGCAUCUCAGGCUUCGGUCUCACACGUCUGGUUUCGGGUUAUUCCAAACUCACCGGUUCGCUAUCCGCCAAAAGGCAAAGCUUAGACAAAACCUACAUAACCUCUGCUACAACGGUGACAAGAAUUACAGCUCCCUCUGUUGCUUACCUUGCACCUGAGGCUCGUGCUUCUUCUGGUUACAAAUUAUCUCAGAAGUGCGAUGUUUACUCGUUCGGGGUCGUACUUAUGGAGCUGUUGACUGGUCGUUUGCCCAAUGCUUCCUAUAACAACAAUGACGAAGAACUCGUGCAUGUUGUGAGGAACUGGGUCAAGGAAGAGAAGCCCUUGGCUGAGAUUUUAGACCCGGAGAUUUUGAACAAAGGUUACGCAGAUAAGCAAGUUAUUGCAGCCAUUCAUGUUGCCUUGAACUGCACGGAAAUGGAUCCAGAGGUUCGACCAAGGAUGAGAUCAGUGUCUGAGAGUCUCGGCCGAAUCAAAUUAGACUGAUCUCGUUCGGGAUAACUCAGAAAGCAAGUUAGAAAUUUUGCAAUUCCCUUCCAUCAUGUUUAGUUUCUCUAUGAGUAGCAGUAUCUUUUAAUAUUUUUGGCAUGUUGUAGGGUUUAGGGAUCCUAAUCAUCAUGUAGUCACUCUCCUUUGUUGUACAUUUGUAAUAGACGAAAGUAAUUAAGUAGUUUGAUUGUUUCUUGGUUUUAACUUUAAA
Capsella rubella is the source of this 2424-nucleotide messenger RNA. RefSeq names its product receptor protein kinase-like protein ZAR1. The record is from RefSeq and is a predicted model, not a curated record. The transcript has 2 exons. Gene Ontology annotation, molecular function: protein binding; ATP binding; protein kinase activity. Gene Ontology annotation, biological process: protein phosphorylation. NCBI's taxonomy places the organism in Eukaryota, Viridiplantae, Streptophyta, Magnoliopsida, Brassicales, Brassicaceae. The coding region runs from base 225 to 2210 and encodes 661 amino acids.